Durusdinium trenchii is the source of this 464-nucleotide messenger RNA. NCBI's taxonomy places the organism in Eukaryota, Dinophyceae, Suessiales, Symbiodiniaceae. The record is from the annotation of a GenBank genome assembly.
AUGACGCCUUCCCAAUUCGAUUUGUUUGUCAAGAGGCUCAUCAUGUUGAACACCCCGAAGGUAGUCGUUCUAUUGGUGCUCUUGACAUGGUGGUUAGAGCUUCCCAAAGAUGGCGAAGCAUACCAGGUAUUGGAGUUCUUCGCUGGGGUCGGUCGGAUUGCAUCCAUGUCUCGAUAUGCAGGGUUUAGAAGUGCAGCAGUUGAUAUUGAAUAUGGUAAGUCUACGGGAAAAAGAGCACGGCCACCGAUGGACCUCAAUUCAAAUGCUGGCCUCAUUCUUUGCAUUCGCCUGAUUCUCAACUCAGAGUUCGAGGGCCUCGCAGCAUUCUUUGCUAUAGUUUGCAGUUCUUGGGUCCCCGUGAAUCGGGGCAGUACCAAACGGACUAUCAUGACACCGUUGGGGAAUGAGGAUUUUCCUGCUGUGCGGCGCUCUAACAAGCUCACAAGCAGGACCGUGCUUUGCAU